Chlamydomonas reinhardtii is the source of this 1266-nucleotide messenger RNA. RefSeq lists its product as uncharacterized. Gene Ontology annotation, cellular component: ESCRT III complex; multivesicular body. Gene Ontology annotation, biological process: late endosome to vacuole transport; protein transport; endosome transport via multivesicular body sorting pathway. The coding region runs from base 196 to 837 and encodes 213 amino acids. The record is from RefSeq and is a predicted model, not a curated record. The transcript has 6 exons. NCBI's taxonomy places the organism in Eukaryota, Viridiplantae, Chlorophyta, Chlorophyceae, Chlamydomonadales, Chlamydomonadaceae.
CUCACGAAACUGCACAUGGUGUAGCAUUCAAGGAAAGACCGAUUGGAAGCCUGGGAACCCUGACUUCUUGCAGUUGGGUCGCAAGGUCCGCUGACAGCGCCAUCUUCAAGAAAAGAAGCUGGCUCUUCUACGGUACCAUACCACAGCACCGUUGGCCCAGCGCUUGGCCGGGUCUUGUCACGCGACCGGGCCUAAAUGCUCAAAGCUCUCUUUGCCAAAGAGGACCCUAAAGAGUCAGUGCGGAAAUGGCAAGCCACACUAAGGGCGGAGCAACGUGGCUUGGACAGGCAAAUUCGCGACAUUCAGUUUGAGGAGAAGAAAAUCCACAAGUCGAUCAGGGAGGCGGCGAAGCGGGGGGACAUGGGGUCUGCGAAGCACCUGGCAAAGGAGAUCGUGCAGAGCCGGAAGGCGGUUUCCCGACUGUAUGUCAACAAGGCACACAUGCAGAGCCUUAAUACCGCCUUGACGGAACAGCUGGCCAUGCUGCGUGUGGCUGGCACGCUGAGCAAGAGCACCGAGGUCAUGAAGCAGGUGAACACGAUCAUCAAGGCGCCGGAGCUGCAAAAGACCAUGAUGGAGAUGUCCAAGGAGAUGAUGAAGGCGGGGCUGAUCGAGGAGAUGAUCAGCGACGCAAUCGACAGCGCCGUGGGUGGCGAGAACGAGGAGGAGGAGACUGAGGAGGAGGUCCAGAAGGUGCUGGACGAAAUUGCGCUGGACAUGACUGCCAACCUACCGGCGGCACAGCGUGCCAAGGCCAAGCAGCAGGCGGCCGCGGAGCCGGAGGAGGAGGAGGACAUGGCAGAGCUAAGGGCGCGGCUGGAUGCUGUCAAGGCGUGAGGUGUUGGGGCCAUGAGCACGGGCAUGGGCACGGUGCUGCUAUCUGAUGGGGAGGCGUACAGGGGGGUGGCGGCAUUCGGCAUCUUGCACAGCGUAGGUGUGCGGCGUGGGUAUGCGGGUUGAUUGGGGACACCGGGAGCCCUGUUGCGAGUUAUUGGCGUAGGAAGAGGAAGAGAUGAUUGGGUUUCGGGCCACCUGACUAGGAGCACCAGGUUGCGCUGUGUAGGCCAGUGGAGUGGCUCGUUGUGGAGAGGGUUUGACCGUUGGCGUAUGACAAGAGGAAACUGAGCCGCGAUGCAGCUCAUGGAAGGCCGGCAGGAGAACCCGCGGGGGCGAAGGGCAAAGAGGACCCUAAAGUGCCUCCCGUGAGUGCCUCCCCUGGUGGCAUCGAUGGUUGGCCAGUCCACCGGCCCUCGCAAGUCUUCAUGU